Molecule: messenger RNA, 1870 nt
Organism: Fopius arisanus
Lineage: Eukaryota; Metazoa; Arthropoda; Insecta; Hymenoptera; Braconidae
Product: putative inorganic phosphate cotransporter
Exons: 7
Coding region: 314-1630 (438 amino acids)
Biological process (GO): monoatomic anion transport; transmembrane transport
Cellular component (GO): membrane
Molecular function (GO): transmembrane transporter activity
Source: RefSeq, a predicted model, not a curated record
CAAAUAAUUAACCAAAACCCAUGAGCGGAAAAACACCCCCGAAAAAUUCAGUCAAUCAGAAAAAUAAUUGCGCUAUUCAAUUUUCAACGCGAAAACUCGCGAUAAUCAGUGAAAAUUCAAUCACCAAAAAAAAAAAUUAAAAAAUCGUUAGAAACUUUCACGUAGAAAAAUAAUAAAGCUGUGAAAGAUAUUAUUCUGGGGUUUUUAAUUGAGAAAAUUGAGGAAAAAAUAUGAAUAAGGAUUGGGUGCAAGACAUUGUCAAUGUCUCCUGCUCUUCCUGGGUCUUGCUCUUGGCUACGCUAAUCGGAUAUGCAUGUCAAUAGCUGUUGUUGCAAUCGAGAAAGAAGAAGAUGGACUGGAUUCAGGAAAUGUUGGGACAAUUCUGAGUUCAUUCUUCUGGGGUUACACAGUGAUGCAGAUACCAUCUGGUUACUUGGCAAGAAUAUGGAGUGCCAAAAUGGUUUUAGGAAUUGGUAUACUGAUAAAUGGUCUCGGUGGUCUUUUAUGUCCAAUAGUAUUUGAUGAAGGUGGCUGGAUAUAUCUGUGUGGAUGCAGAGUUAUCAUGGGACUGUGUCAGGCCUGUCUUCUGCCCUGUAUUCAUACUCUUCUCUCAAAAUGGGUGCCACCGAACGAACGCGGACGACUGGGUACUAUCACCUACGCUGGAGCACAAUUUGGCACUGUCAUCUCGUACCCAAUAUCUGGGGCUCUGAUUGAUGCCGCUGGAUGGAGAAGUGUCUUUUAUUUCUUCGGUGCUGCUGCCAUCACUUGGUCAUUAAUUUUCCUCUUCAUCGGCUCUGAUUCACCAACUGCAUCAGCUGAGAAAGCCUUCUGUGGUAUCAGCGAGCACGAGAGAAAAUACAUCGAGAGUAGUCUCGGAGUUUUUGAAGAGCACAAUGCCGAUGACGAUCGCAGGACUUCAAGAACACCCUGGCGAGCCAUAUUAACUAGUGUACCAUUCUGGGCACUUGUCAUUGUUCAUUGCGGACAGAAUUGGGGAUUCUGGAUGCUUCUGACUGAAAUGCCUAUUUAUAUGGCUGGAGUUCUCGGUUUCGAUAUCAAAGAGAAUGGAUUGAAAUCUGCACUUCCUUACGUAACGAUGUUGAUCCUGACGUUCCCAGUGAGUUGGCUGUCAGAUUUUGGUGAGAGAAGAGGAAUAUCUCGUGGAUUACUACGAAAAAUCUGCAAUACAAUUGGCCACUGGGGCCCAGGUAUCGCUCUCGUUGGCAUCUGCUUCGUACCACCUGGUGACACAACUUUACCAGUUGUUCUUCUCAUUCUGGCUGGUGGAUUAAAUGUCGGAGCUAUCUGCGGAUUUCAGAUCAAUCACAUGGAUCUCAGUCCCAAAUACGCUGGACUCCUGGUGUCAUUCACAAACUGCGCAGCAUCAGUCGUCGCCUUGCUAGCACCUCUGAUUGUUGGAGCCAUGGUUCCUGACUCGGAAAGUGCGGAUCAGUGGUCAAUUGUUUUCUACAUGUCCGGUGGCAUUUACUUCCUGGGGAAUCUCAUCUUCAUACUGUUUGGAAGUGGCAAGACCCAGUGGUGGGAUAACAGUGAAAACAAACAUGACGACAUGUUCUUGAGGCCUCGUGCAUCCUCAAUCGUCAUUGGUGAUGCAAUGGCACCUUGAAAAUAAUCAUUAAAUAGUGUGCACCCUCGAUCCUCUCCUCUUGGAAAAAAUACAAAGUCAAAAACCAGAGGAAAUAUAUAAUCAUAUCAUAUACAUAUACCAUUAAAAAUGGUGGAAAUAAUUUCUACAGUGUAGAAUUGACAUGCCAUUUUUUGAGAUUUUUUUCUUCAUGAUAUCACUCUUAAAAUUUUAAUCAGAAAUUGCAGCGCAUUUUGUAAUUAUACGUUUUUUUUUUACGAU